GUCAAAAUGUACGUCAAUCUUUCAAAUGUCAGCACAAAUUGUAUGGCAAUAUUGCCAGUAAAUGUAUUAAUUCUAAGAAAUUAUCCCUAUAUUCCAAGCUUGCCAACAUGACCAAAAGUCGGGGCUUAUAAACCCAGAGUUAAACCUUGACGCUGGAAAGGUACUCGAAUUUAAUCUGGGGUUACCGCUAACUCCGAGUUAAGCAACCCUCACCUAUAACUGAAAGCGGUGCAAACCACCGUAAAACCUCCUUCAUCGUUGUACCGGGGGAAUUUACAUUCGACUUUCUCCGCCGAAAUUGCGGCCGUUUUUUGACAGUGACAGGAGAGCUGUUCUAGUGCUUAAAGGUUAAAACGAAAAAAUGUAAACAAUAAUUCAAAUAGAUACUGCUAGGAUAACAGAAAAAGGGUUCCAGAAGUAAUGACUCGUAUAAGAUUCUGAUGAUAAACAUGAAGAACGUUGAAAUAAAAGCAGCAAUAAAAGACAUUAACAGUAUUAUUGAUAUUGCAAAAAAGCUUAGUGCAAGUGACGGUGAAGUUAUAAAACAAAAAGACACAUUUUUUAAUGUAGUUCAGGGAAGAUUGAAGCUGAGAGUGUUUGAGUCAGGGGAUGCUGAACUUAUCUAUUAUGAAAGACCCAAUGUGGAAGGGCCAAAAUUGAGCCAGUUUGAGAAAACGGAGAUACCAAAAGAUAAUGUUGUUGGGCUACAUAAUGUUUUAGAAGCAGCUUUAGGAUCCAAAAAAGUUAUAUGUAAAGUUCGUAGAUUGUAUCUGGUUGGUCAAACAAGAAUACACAUAGAUACCGUUGAAGGGUUGGGGGACUUUGUGGAAUUAGAGGUCUGUCUAAAAGAUGGUCAGAGUGUAACUGAUGGUGAAAAAAUUGCAGAAGAUUUGAUGGAAAAGUUACAAAUUUAUAAAGAUGACUUGAUUACAGGAGCAUAUGUUGAUUUAUUAACUGUAUAACUCAUUUUUUGUACUUUUUAUAAUGUUCUCGAAUAAACUAUAAUCUUUAUAUUUUUUACCAAGUUUUUUUUGGGAAGUAAACAUAACUCAUGUGACCUUUUCAUUUGAAUAGUUUUACCAAUAACUGGGGACAGAUUGUGGCUCAUAGCUGGUACCACUUGGUACACUGAUCUUUCAAAUUUUGCUGUUGGCAACCCUGUUAAAAAGUCACAAUUAUGAAUAACCUCACAUAUUUUGUAAACAUCUUCAUCUUACCAAAUGAUAGAUAAGUGCUACAUUUUAAUUUAUUAAAGAGUAAUACUGCAUUUUACGUUUAGACUUCUAUUAAUAAUUUCUUCCAUAUAGGCUGUACCACUUUAAGUAGAAAAAUAAACGCAACUUCAAAUUUGUAUUUUCCAUAAUGUACUCUGGAUCAGGAUCAGCAUAUAACUCAAGAAUCAAUACUAUCCAUGUACCGAAAAUAGUGAAAUGUCUAGAAUAUUUAAGCUAUAUUUUACUACUGCUUGUUGUGGUACCAAUCCAAAUCCAUAAGCCAAGCAGCGAUGAAAAAUUGUUCCAAGACUAUCUUGUGAAGUUCAACAAGACAUAUUCUGAUGAAAAAACAUACAACAAAAGGCUACAGGCUUUCAGUCUGUCAUUAAGAAACAUUGAAAAACUGAAUGAAAACAAAACAAACAUAUCAGCUCAAUAUGGACUAACGAAGUACUCGGACUUACUUCCAGAAGAAUUUGUCAAGCUUAGAUUACUACCAAAUUUAUCGAGUUACAUAGAAAAAGAUUUCAGAGGACCAGAAACAAAUAUAUCUCGUUUUAAGAGGUCGUUGAAUCUAAGGGUCAAGAUUCCCCAGAAAAUGGAUUGGAGAGAGAAGAAUGCUGUAACUAAAGUACAAAACCAAGGAAGCUGUGGAGCAUGCUGGGCUUUUUCAGCAGUUGGAGUGAUAGAAUCAAUGAAUGCUAUUAAAACAGGUGAGAGUUGGUAAACUUCAGUACACAAGAGAUGAUAGACUGUUCAAAAUAUGAUGAUGGCUGUGAUGGAGGUGACAUAUACUCACUUUUAAGGUGGAUGAAAACAUUCAAUGUAGCUGUGGUCAAGGAUGAAGUCUACCCACUGUCAUUGAGUCAAGGCACCUGCAAGGGCAAUUUUUCUGAAGGAAUUCGAAUUAAAGCAUUUGAUUGUGGCAGCUACAUUGAUUCUGAAGACUUAAUCCUUGCCCUUGUUGGCCUGAACGGACCUGUAGCUGUAGCAAUCAAUGCACAAUCAUGGCAGAACUAUGUCGGCGGUACCAUCCAAUACCAUUGUAAUAACGACCCUCUCAGUAUAAACCACGCGGUACAAAUAGUGGGCUAUGACCUGACCUCUGCAGUGCCUUACUACAUAGUGAAAAAUAGCUGGGGUGAAGAAUUUGGUAUGGAUGGGUAUCUGAAGAUUGCUGUUGGGCAGAAUUUAUGUGGGUUAGCUUAUGAAGUUUGUGCCAUUCAGUUGCUGUGAUAGGUAUUGUUCAGAAACUCUAAUCAAAUUACAUUCUUUGAGUUGAAUAAUGAGCAAAAUAUAGCCAGCCGUCCAAGUACAACAGACAGAAUUGUCAUUUUGCAGAAAAAACAAAACCAUUGUAAGGCUCUUAGGCUCGGUUUUUCAAUCGCUGGUCAACUUCCAAGUUUGGUAACUGUAACUUGUAAGUCAACUUUUAUUCGUCGGUAAAUUCGUAUUUCUAGUUCCAGUUGACUAACUUAGAACUGCGGAUCUGACAACGCUGCUACGUCUGAACUAUCGUGCUCCGAGCGUUUUGUGGCGCUGUUUGUGUCUCGUGUCAUCUGCGACAUGAUACUGUCAAGCAAAAAAGGUUAGGAGUUGCGGUUUAACUACAACUUUUUAGAUAACCGGUUAGUUGACUGGUUAAAACAUUGAUUAACUUAUUCUACUAGAAGAUAGCCAACCUAAUGUUCCGCGUCCAAAAAAAUAUCCUAAAUAAAAUGAGAUACCGUGGCGUCAUCUAUAAGAAGUUGUUACAGCUGCUUUUCUAUUUACUAUAUUUUGAACAUGUCAGUGUCUCACAGCUGUAGCCAGUUGUACGCUUGUAUACGCUUAUGUAAAACAGCGCGACACCAACCUUUUAAAACCAUGUAUAUAUAGUAAUUGUCAAAAGUAUAUAGACAAAUUAAUAUUGGGCUGUAUUCCUUUUUUAACUUGUUUUAUUA
Molecule: messenger RNA, 3157 nt
Organism: Acanthoscelides obtectus
Lineage: Eukaryota; Metazoa; Arthropoda; Insecta; Coleoptera; Chrysomelidae
Source: the annotation of a GenBank genome assembly